CUCUCUCUCUCUCUCUCUCUCUCUCUCUCUCUCUCUCUCUCGCAUCAUCAUGAUGUGUAUGCGUGUGUAUCGCCUGCGGACGAGCAAAAAGGAGCGCGCGACAAUAACAACAACAACUCGCGUGCGAGAGAUAUCUGCGCGCGCUCGGAUGAUACUAUCGGACCGUCUCUCUCUCUCUCUCUCUCUCUCUCUCUCUCUCUCUCUCUCUCUCUCUCUCUCUCUCUCCCGUCCUCAACGGCUUUUUUCGAUUCGCGCGCGAUUUUCUUUCACCUCUUUCUCUCCCUUUACAUACACAGCCGUAUGGUUGCGGAAAAUUGCGCGAGUUCACGCAAGCCCGCCGUUAGAUUUUCCGCAAGCGGUCGACUAUUCUGCUGCGCAGUUACCGCUGGCUGCAGCUGAAAGGCUGCGACCGGGAGCUCUUCAGUCGCAGCGCGCAGUAGGUCUGGCGUGCUAUAGGUAUAACGGCAGCGAGUUUGCUAUUCUAUACGGAGGGAAAACUUUCGCGAUCGAUCUUCUCUCGACGGCAGAGCAGCAGCAGCUCCAAACUGUUCUCUCCUCUGCACAACGAAUUCUUACCUAUGAUAAUUGCACUCGUGGAACUCGGGGGGAUAUAAUGAGGGCGAAUUAUCGGCUGCUUUAUGCCGAGUUUUGCGAACUAUUAGCACUCUGAGUGUGUUUGCGCGCGCGCGAGCGAGUGCAGCAGCCUCUAAGUGCUCUAAUUUCUUAUCGCGCGUCCCUGUGUAUUUGCAAACACGUACCAGUUGCAUACAUUCUGCGCGCGACAUUCUCGCACGGUGCAACUUGUGCAACGCUCGCGCUAAUAAUUAUUCGCCGUCCCCGCGGGUAAUUAUUGCACGAGUCCCGGCUAAUUAGAAAAAUCUCUCGGAACGAAAACAAAUUACACUUGCUGCACUUCGACUCUCUCUACCAGUUUUCCCGGACGAUCGCGUCGAGUAUAUUGCAGCGGCGCGACUGGUUUGCGUGAAAUCGAAAACAACAUGUUUUGCCGUACAGAGAUCAACCCCGCGGAGUGGAAACAAAUAUUUUGAAGCGAGCGAUACUUACAAAACGGAAAAUCUCCGCCGGUCACUAUCUCCCCAGCGCGUUUUUCAUUCAUUGAUUACGCGCCAACCUUUCCCACGAAGUUUUUUGUCUGUGAGUAUACGGGGCUCGCGCCCGGAAUUCCGAGAGGAACAUUUUUUUCUCGUUUCCUGUCCCCGAUUAUCUCCACCGCCUUUGAUUUCUCUCGACUGUGUGUCAGCACAGCACUGUCCGAGCGCGAGUGGCUAAUGCGCCUCUUUACCACUAUAGAGAAUAGAGAUAAGCUUUUCUUUGAUUAUCGCCGCUCUCGGCACGAGUGUCAAGUGCGUGUCUUAAGAAAAUGUUUGUCCUAAUGACUCGUUCCCGCGCGCGGGGCAACUGUAAAAGCCUCGUUUGUUGUGUCUGCUUGUUUUCCCAAAUGCGCGCUCUCGAGUUCAACGAAUCCGAGCUUCCAGGAAAUACGCCGAGAAAAAAUUUCGCUCCGAGAGCCUCCGAAAACUUUCGGCAGACGUGCGGAUUUUUCCCAUGACACGGGCAAGCCCGCACGCACUCGCUGUUUUGACGUGCCCCGCGGCGCUUUAAAGAUUUAAAUGUCAACGACCUUAAGCGCAGGGGGCGUCGCUCUCUCGCCGGCGUCUCUCUCUCUCUCUCUCUCGCUCUCCCUCGCGCGCUCACAACAAAUAUUUUGCCCAUUCUUUCCAUCUCGCUCGCACGCCCGCCGAAUUUCCUCGACCGUGUGGAGCGCGGCGGGGGAAAAGCUAGCUCGCACGCACGGGCGGCGGCCUUUCGGUGGGGGAUCGGCCAGCGCCUGUGUAGACUGUAGUAGAGUUCGUCACACAGAGUUUUUCUCUGCAGCAGUGGAAAAUUGUAGUUCGACGUCUCCGCAGCCCGGAUGCAAGUCAGCCGUUACGCCGUACACACACAUAGCCGCGAGCAAGCAAGAGAGAGAGAGAGAGAGAGAGCUUGGCAUUCCAACGGGUAUUUCUAAUUUUAGACUCGCGUGCGUGUGUGUGUGUGUAUGUACGCUUCCUAUCCCUACUACUCGGACGCGCGCGCCGCGUCUUCUCUCCCCUCUCGCGGCUGCGGCGGCGGCGGCGUCCCUUUUUCUCGCCGUCCUUCUCUUUCUGGCGUGCUGCUCUAUACGGAGUAGGUAUUCGCAGAAGGGGCUCUUUCAUUUUCCUCGGCUGCGAAUCCUUCGCAUCGAUAUGCCUCUCGGCUGCUGCUGGUGCUGAAAUUUGCAUUCCUUCGGAUAUCCGCGGCCGCCGCCCUUCCUCCGCACGCUGGAAAUUCGCUGGAUGCUAAGGGUCGCUGCUCUCUCUCUCUCUGUACAUGCCUGCGAUGAGAGAAUGUUCGAUACCGCGGCGCUCGGGAUGCCUCUGCAGCUCCCGCGCGCGAGGAUGAUUAAAUGUUAUUUUGGAAAUUAGAUGACGGCAUCGGCUCAGUAUGUCCGCACGUGAGUCACUCGCGGCGUGAUUCACGCUUUUUUCCACCUAGCGCGUAUACCUGAAUACAUACAAGCCUGCGAGAGCGGUGAUCGUAUCAAAAUAAACAACCGUUACAUUCCUUUUUUGCCUCGCGAGCUCCUUCUCUCCCAAGGAAUUGUCGCGGAUCACAAUGAACUUUGUCGUAAUGUAUAACGCACGCGGCGCGAGAGCGUUCAAAACAAACCCGAGUUCCUCGGCCUUGCCGCAGAUGGCGCCACGUCGCUGUGGCGGCAGAGCCUUUUGCUCGCGUUACAAACGAUGCAUCAUCGUCUUGGGAAUCGGACGAAAGAGAGGAGUCCAUAAAGGAAAUCCAUUAGCAUCUCUGCUCGGUCCUGCCGCGGAGUGCAUGUAUAAGACGCUGAUGAGAGGAAAAAGCGAGAAAGGGGGCAAAUUAGGACGGAACAAGGGAGGAUCUUUAAUGCAUGAGCCUCGGCAGAGUCCUCUCGGAAUUCAGAAUUUUAAAUUGAGGGAAAUUUUCGGUGUCGCCUCACGCACAAUCGCAUAAAAAUGCAUUUCCCAUCGAUGAUCCUCCUCCGGAGUCUCUUUUUCCUCGAGAGCCACAAGUGUAUUAUAAUAUAUUGAAGACUAGAUAUGCACCCUCCGAGCGCCGAUGAAUAUUUAUCGGCGCGAGAUUCCCAUCUUUUCCGAGUCUCCGCAGCGCAUUAUAACAUUAUCAUUUCUCGGAAUAAUAUCAACAACACAACAGCAGGAUUUUCCGUCUCCGUGUAUAAUCUAUUCAGCCCCAUUAUCGCGCGCAGACAUAAAAAAAGCAGCGACGGCGGAUGGUACACGCGGAGAGAGGAGGCUAAUUGUAAGUCGUCCCGUAUGGCCGAACUAGCGGAGAGAGUGAGGCGAAAAUCGCGCGCCUCGACGCCUGCGGUUUAUUUGCGUCUCGUCGCGCGGCGCGAAUGUAGUCCGCGGGGCUGCAUCAGAGGCGCGUGCGACUGCGUUCGGAUUUAGAUCGUCGCUCGCGCGGAGGGGAGAGAGUGCGUCGCGCGCGUCCCGAGAGUUUCAGCGUCUGCGUAUGCAAAACAUUUCAUUCACGACUGGAAUAAUCUUCGACCUUUAAUUCGGGGGAGCGAGAGCGCGCGCGCGCGCGCGAGAGAGAGAGAGAGAGAGAGAGAGGCGGCGGUUAUAAUUGAAGUCGUCGGCCUUCCCACUUCCCGUAUAGCGCUUCUCGUCGUGAGCUCUCCGUCUCCCCGCGCUCACAAUAAUUUAGACCCUCAGACAGUGUCUCGUCGUCACCCUCGGCUGCGCGCGCGCGCUCGUUGUGUCGCGCGGGAAAUAAACGAAUGGAAAGCAUUACGGCGCGUUAGCUCUCGAUUUUCUACCUUUUUCGGCCACGCGCGGAUUUCCCGGCCCACUUGUGCGCCUGUAACCUGUAUACUCGAGAGGGGAAUUUACGGCGAGUUUUGAAAACUCGAUUUCACGGGGGCGUGUGCCCCUGUAUAUGUAUAGGAGAGCUUCGAGGUGAAGGACCGUGUGAACACCUGCGCGCCGAAAUUCCUGCUGCGGAGAGCGGAGCCGGUGUAGCAUCGCUAAACACCUCGUAAUCCCGAUUCUCUCGGAGCGAUAACCAAUCCGGCGGCGGCCAAGUGAAAGAAGAGAGGAGGAUCGAUUCGUUCCGAGGAGAAUUUACUUCAGCCUCCCGUGGGACUAGAAAGCAGCACGUCAUUCGUCUUCUUCUUUACUCGUGCACUCGAGAAGAGCAGGCCAUUAAAGGAAGAGUCGGCUGCUGCGCCGACCGUGAAGCAGAAAUUCCACGUAUGAGCGUCUUCCCGCCGAGAAGUCGCGCAGACUUCAGCGUCAGCUGACUGCUCCCGCAAAGAGAGAGAGAGAGAGAGAGAGAGAGAGAAAGAAUCUUCAGAGUCCCUAGGUAUAUUAUGCUUCUAAUAACUCGAGGUCCCUUCUCUCUCUCUCUCUCUCUCUCUCUCUCUCUCUCUCUCUCACUCACUCACUCGAUCUCUGGGAGAGGAAUUUGUAACCUCAGGCCCGCCAGACGAGAUCCAACACUGCGAUGCGACGCGAAGUCAGGCAUAAAACGAGCGGGAGGGGGAGGCCGAAAAAAGGACUAAGAGGAGGAGGAGAGCGGGCUGGGCCAGAUUGGAGGAAAAGGCGGGCGUGGACGGGAAAAAAUUGAGGAAUAAGAAGAGUGUGUCGCGCGCGAGAGCGAGGGGGAAAAAAGCAGUCGCCCGGCAUGGAUUCCGGAGAAACGAGCGGCCGAGUACUCGUCCGCUCUCUCGGGGUGGGAGAAAACGUGAGAACUGGCGCCUUUCUUUCGGAGCGCGUAUUUGUGUACAAGGCCCCCCUUGGGGUCACGCCUCUACUCUCUUUCGCGGGUCCUCAUUCCCAUGACUUCUUCUCUUGCAUCUCAGCCGGUAUUUCACGUGUCCAGGUGUCGUAGCUGCCCUAAUCCCGUUCUCCGCGCAGGCAGGUUGCGAAUUCAAAGAGUAUCCUCGCGCAUGAUAUGCAUCCGCAGGAGGGAGAUAGCGCGCGUUACGAUCGCGAGGAAUGCGCGUCGAGAGGCAUCGGCCGUUCAUGAAUGAAAUACGCGGGAGAUGACGGCGCGCUGCGGAGGAAAGUGACAGGAUAUGCGAGCGGGAGAGAGGGCUCUCUCUCUCUCUCUCGCUCGCUCGCCGCCGCGCUACUGCUGCAGAUUAGAGUGUGAGAAAGAGCAGCGGCGAGGAAUGCUCUGCAGGCGGGCCCCAAGGCUCCGCGCUGCUGCUGUUGCUCUCUCAAGUCAAGCGUGCCUACAUUGCGUGUCAGGCCGUCGACCCCGCAUGCUGUGGAAUGAAGGAACGCACUCUCGGGUUUACUGGCCGCUCGCUCGCGGUCUCUCUCGCGAUUGCCCUGCUCCCGAGUCCUUCUCGUCUCUCUCUCUCUCUCUCUCUCUCUCUCUCUCUCUCUCUCUCUCUCUCUCUCUCUCUCUCUCGCAUUGGUUUUUUUCGCUCUCGGUUAUUUAGUUUCCACCUCCUCGCGGUUCACUGCUCCCGCGCGUCGAAAAAUUGGUCUCCGCUUCAUUCAGUCCUGUGGCCUCGAGCGCGCGUCAUCCUUUCGCUUUUCGCGCACCGACUUUGAAUUUUCGACACUUUCGAUUUUCCAGAGGACCGGAAGCUGCGAGGACGCAUCCCUGCACGUGGAUCUUGGACAAAUACUCUCUCUUUAUACUUGGCUUUUCCCGCGGCUCGCUUCGCAACUUUCUUCCCGGCUCCAGUGUCCAGCAGCCCCCGUCCUUCACUUUCUCUAUCCGCCGUACUCUCACGUCUCUUUUCCUCUUCUCUUUCGGUCGGUCGCAUUCCGCCGAUUCUCGAGACUCGCCUUUUUAUAGACGCUCGACGGACUGCUUUACUACGCCAUUAAAAAUACUUUGUAUCCGCGCGCGCGCGCGAGCUAGGCGAAGAAAAAAAGAGAACGACCGACACACGCGCACGUAUCAGUUUUUCUCUCCUCUUCGCGUCGCGCGCUGUUCGUUUCUUCUUUCAAUUCCCGUCUUUGAACGACUUUUCGAAGCUCAGCCUUGGCGCCUGUGUGCAAACUGCAAGCGCUCCUUCUCCCACCUGCCGCAAACCCCCCCCCCCUUCGAUAAACAGCCUCGAUUUCGAAUGCACGCAUGGAUAACUCUUCCGUCCGUCUCGAUUUUCAUUUUUCCUCCAUCGGCCAAGAAAAGGCGCAAUUUCAUCGUAUAUAUAGAUCGGGUUUCUUCGCGAGCAUUAUAUCAGCGUGAAAAAAUCCGUCUCAUAUUAUACCAUACAAGUUUUCGGCUUCGGCCAAUCGCUCGACGAAAAAAUCCGCUGGAAUGCGGUCGUUUACGGACCCCGCCGUCACCGCCUUUCCAUUCGUCGGCAACGAGCUCCUCUCUCACGCGGGAACGAGCGACGCACGCACACGCGCGUAUACUUAUACUUUUAGCCGCUGGAGAGCGAGAGAGAAAGAGCGCUGGCCACGAGCGCGUGUGAUCAAGCCGCGCUUGGCGCGGCAGCGUCGCUGCCUCGAGUGGGAGAGAGAGAGCGCGUGUCUUGUUUACGCGUUAUUGGCCUAGCAACAGCUGUUUGGCAUUGAGACUCUCGGCGGUUACGCGUGCGGCCCUCUCUCGCGCUCUCUUUUUCCCGCGAGCUUCAAAAAUAAACAGUAUUUCUGGCUGUUGCCGCCGCUGCAGCACCUUAUCCUCAUUGUCUAAUUGUACUUUCCUCCUCGUACGCAUUAGCUGUCGGCACAUGGCGGCGCGUGAUAUUUGCCCGCGACAAAUGACGAGAUUCGCGGUAUAGGCUUAUCUAAUUGCCUUAUAAUCGACAGCUCGAGGAGGUCCCCGUGUUUGCACUGCACACCGCGAUGCCUCGGUUUCGCAAGAGCGCGACGACUGCGUCGCGUAGAAAACGAUAGCGGCUCCGGCAGCUACAUAGUUCGCUUCCUUCCGAGCUUUAAUUAGAAUUUACUGCCUUAUCAUCGUGCGUGUCGGCCGUCCGCUCGGCCCCGAAAAUGAGAGAAGAGCCGAAAAGCGCCGCUUAUCUCGCUCCGCGAGCGCGAGAGCGAUGGCAUGCGCGAUGCCGUCUCGCUCUAUUGUCUCUCUCUCUGUCUGUCUCUCUCUCUCUCUCUCUCUCUCUCUCUCUCUCUCUCUCUCUCUCUCUCUCUCUCUCUCUCUCUCUCUCUAUUCGUCGCCGCCGUAAUGCUCUAUAAGCUCCCUCUCCUCCCUCUAUCUCUGCCCUCUCUCGCACGCGCGCGCUACGCUUUUUUGAUUAUUUCCAUACAGCUAUACUCGAUCUCUCGGCGCGCCGCCGAGACUAGUGUGACUAGUGUCGUGUCUUCUCUCGAGCGACUCGCAUCGCUCCGCAUCAGUCCACCUGGAUAUCUCGGCGCCUUUCGUAAUCGACGACUCUAUACGCGCCUGUAUAGGUAUACGCACAUUGCGAGAAAAAGAGCCGAGGCCUUCUUUGUGUGUGGCGCGCGCGCGCCUAGCGUGUGGCGAACCAGACGCUUACCGCUUCGCCACAGCCGGCAGUAACGGUGGAGGGGCCGGUGUUCAAAAUGUCUCCACCGACGAACGACGUGACGAACGGGGUAGUGGUCGCGGCUCCGGGUGACAUCGUCGCCCCGGCCCGACUGCCCACCAGCCCUGCGGCUACUCAGCAGCAGCUCAACAACCCGACUGGCCAGCAGCAGCAGAGCCUCGACACCGCCACCCCGACGACCACCGUCGUACCCACCCACAAGCGCACCCCCAAGGACUUCAUCUUCGGCAAGGUCAUCGGCGAGGGCAGCUUCUCCACGGUCUACAUCGCGAAGGACAUCCACACGAGCAAGGAGUACGCGAUCAAGGUGUGCGACAAGCGGCACAUCAUCAAGGAGAAGAAGAGCGAGUACGUGAAGCGCGAGAAGGAGGUGCUGAACAUGCUGGCCGGCGCGAAGCACUCGUUCGUCCGGCUGUUCUGCACCUUCCAGGACCUCGAGCGGCUCUACUUCGUUCUAUCCUACGCCAAGAACGGCGAGCUGCUGCCCUACAUCAACAAGGUCGGCAGCUUCGACAUCGAGUGCACCAAGUUCUACUCGGCGGAGAUCCUGCGGGGCCUCGAGUACCUCCACGGCCUCGGCAUCAUCCACCGCGAUCUCAAGCCCGAGAACAUCCUGCUCGACGAGAACAUGCACGUCCUCAUCACCGACUUCGGCAGCGCCAAGAUCCUCAAGGAGGACCCCGAGCAGCUGGCGCUCGACAAGACCAACUCCGGCAAGUACAGGCGCGAGAGGCGGAACUCCUUCGUCGGCACCGCCCAGUACGUAUCGCCCGAGCUGCUCACCGACAAGACCACCUCGCGCGCCUCCGACCUCUGGGCCCUCGGCUGCAUCAUCUACCAGAUGGUCGCCGGGCUGCCGCCGUUCCGCUCGCGCAGCGAGUACCUCAUCUUCCAGAAGAUCCUCGCGCUCGAGUACGAGAUCCCCGACGGCUUCUGCGAGCUCGCCCGCGACCUCGUCAGCAAACUCCUCAAGCUCGAGCCGAGCGAGCGGCUGGGCGCGAGCGACGAGCACGGCGCCGGCUACCCGAGCAUCCGCAGCCACCCCUUCUUCGCCAACGUCGACUUCGAGACCCUCCACGAGCAGACGCCCCCGGCCAUCUACCCCUACCUGCCCGGCACCUCCGAGCACGAGGAGCUGCGCUCGCACUACCGCGUGCCCGACAACCUCAAGCCCGGCCUCGACGACAAGCAGCUCACCCGACUCCUCGGGCUCGGCAUCGGCGAGCCCAGCGACGACGACGACGACGAGUCCAGCAGCGCUGAGCAGCAGCAGCAGCAGCAGCAGAAAGAGCAGCAGCAGCGGAAGCUCGAGGAGGACGAGCAGAGGCGCAGAGCCGAGCGCAGGGAGAAACAGCGCCGACUGAAGCUCGACAAGUCCAAGAAGAAGACCGGCAUCUCGGACCUCACCCAGGAGGAGAUCGCCCGCAGGCUCGACGAGCAGAAGGCCAACAACCAGUGGGACAGCUUCGUCGACGGAAACCUCAUCGUCAAGCAGGGCUUCGUCAGCAAGCGCAAGGGUCUCUUCGCCAGGCGGCGUAUGCUGCUGCUCACCACCGGACCGCACCUCUACUACGUCGACCCCGUCAAUAUGGUGCUCAAGGGGGAGAUCCCCUGGAGCAAGGAACUCAGGGUCGAGCCCAAAAACUUCAAGAUCUUCUUCGUGCACACGCCCAACCGCACGUACUACCUGGAAGAUCCCGAGGGCUACGCGCUCGAAUGGUGUCAGGCCAUCGAGGAGGUGCGCGUGCACUACUACGACGUCAAGGAGACCGCCUAAACUGGUCCCUGCCGCGUUGACCACGAGGAGAGAUAAGACCGAGAAAAAAACCACAAACCCAGGAACGAACUGCCUCUUCAAAAGCUCCGAGAUCGACUUGUUGUUACUGCACCUUUGGGAGGAUCAGGAGCCUUUGAACACCGUUGUACAGCGUAGAAAAAGUGUACGACAAACCAGAGACUUACCGAGUGGUUUUCUUCUCUUUUUUCCGUUUAGACAUGAAAUAUUCCUUAGCGAAUUUUCGAGAAAUAGAACGAUAUUAGCUCGAUAAGAAAGUUACUUCGUAACGGAAGGGGACCGACACGGACAUAGACGACAACCGAGCGUUUGAAAAGCAUCCUUGCAGACUUUCCAAGCAUUACCGUAGCUCGUUCAAAGGAGAGAGGAUCAGAAGACCCGUCUUAGUGUUCCGUCAUUAGUUCUAUUUGCUGAUUCAAUUAUUUUUAGUUCUCUAUACUUCGACGCGAAUUUUCGGUCCCCGCGAUUUCGGCGACGCUCGAGGCAGGACGUUUGCCCGCUACUCCUUCGCAGCGCUCACGUAUACGAGUUAUCAUUAGGACAAAAGUAGCUUUACGGAAUGCGCGAAAUUCGUUUGAGUCUAUAGCUUUUAGUAACUGUACGAGAGGAGUAGUCCCGUGGGCGCGUUCCUUCACCUUCGACCGUCGUCCUAGCGAAUUCACUUAUUUAUUUGCGCGUUAUCGAAUCGUUACAUUAGCAGAAACUCAAACGUAUUCAAAGAAAAUCGGCGCUAGCCAAUUUGUAGUCAUUAGCUAUGAAUAAUUUGCGUGUGCGAUUGAAUAAAGUGUGGUAUGUAUGUAUGUGUCUGUUUUGUCGCAAUCGAGCUCCAACGCCGACGUCUUCGUAAUGUAUAUAUGUACGUGAAUAUAUAAAUCUGUAAAUAAUUAUAUAAAUUUCGCGAUCGUCGAAAGUCGCUUUGUAAAUUUGUUAGCCGAGAGAUCCGUUAUAUAAUGUACAAUAUUUCGUGUUUAAGUCAUUAUUUAUGGAUUUGUAAAUAUGUUUCAUAGAGGCAAGUGUAUAAAGUAUAGACACAGAAAAUGCAAUUCGUAAGCUAAGCAUAGUCAGUUCGUUUGUCACAUUUAUUUUUUCGUAGCCGCGUAAGUUCCGUCGUGCAAAAAUGCGAGCUCGAUUGCGGAGAUAAAGAAGAAUCGUGUGUCGCGAAAAUGGAAGCGCAAAGAGAAAGUCGAAGCUCCCGCUGUAAAUGCGCGAUAAAAAGCAAAGAGCCGGCCUGCGACCUUCCCUUUGCCUCGAUCGCGAAACCUCGUAAUGCGAAUAAACAGAUAUUCCUAAUAGCCUCCAAAAAAUAAAAGUCGAAGCGUGCACUUGCACGCGCAAAAAAAUAGCAAAAUAGGAGAACAGAACUGUCGGGAAAUAAGCGAAAACUGCCUCGCGCCCUUGGAAAGACUUAACAGGGUAUUUGUUCGCUGAACGAGCGCUAAGUCGGCCUCGCGACUCGUCGAAGAAUUCCUGAGUGUCGUGUCUCGCCUCCUCGCGUUCAAAGGGCAUGUUCUGCUCGUGUCGGCGCGUCCCCGAAAAAAUGUCCAUCGAUGGCAUUUUGUCCCCGGACCCAGCGACUCACUAAAUCGACCGCUUUUGGUGGGUUGCGCACGGAUCGGGCGGGGGAUUCGAAACUUACACGAGCAGCGCGACGAAUUUGAGCGGGACGAUGCGAGACAUGGCUAUCUCCGAGAGUUUCCCACGACCGAUGGCCGCGAGCGCAGUGUUUCACGUAUAUAGCCAAUUGUUAGCUUAAUAGUUAGAAUUAUUUAUUGUUAGUUGAAAAGAUGGGAGAUUUUUAACGUGGCGCGAUGCGAGUUUCAGCAGUUUUUCCAGAAGGAAUAUUUGCGUGGUAGCGAUACGAACGGUGAAAAAAAAAAUUAAAAAGAAAACUGUUGCGAAAGUGAAAGGCCAAAAAUGUGUAUAGUUUCUCUAUAUUACUGCUGCAGAUUCUCGGAAGAAAAGAUCGUCGGUUUUCAGUUCCUAUGUAAUAUAUAGCAGAUUUAUCGUCAGAAAAUCCAACAUUUUUUUUCUCGUCGGGAAUCGCAAUUUAUGAUUGACUGAUAAUUUUUUUACGUUUGUUUGCUAUUGUUUUUCAGUUAUAAAAAUACGAGAAACGGGCCUUUUUCGCCUUUCACAUAUAAAUAAAGACUGAGAGACCGCAAAUACUUUUUCCAAAUGUUUCAUGUAUAAAUGCUAGUUAAGUUUUUUAGCACGUUGCCGUCGUUUUCACUAACGUAUGUUGUCCUAUUCCUUUUAUCUGGAUCGAUCUGUUGAUCAAAUUAUGUUUGCGUUUUGAAUCAUAAGUCAUCAUUGUCUAAUUUGGUUUUAAGUUUGAAUAUUUUUCACGUAUAAGUAAAUUGCUAUUGCGAUAGUUAUUAUGGAGUAGACAAUUGUAAUUGUAAAAUUUCUUUGCGCAUUUUCGCAUCGAGUGAAAUACUUAAAAAGAAAAACUUAAACGAAAGUUUUCGAACGCGAAGGAUCGCCUCAACUAUUACCACAGUAUUACUAAAUAUACGUAGACUUGCAGCGACAAAUGUGCGAAGAUACGAAACUUAAUGUUAAGCGUAACGCGGAAUAAAGACUUUGUACAUAGUAGUUAUGUAACAUGAAUUAGAGUAAGUCCUAUCAAUACAUAAUAUGUCGAGUUUAUUUAUAGUAAAGUUUCUGAAACAUUAAAUACUCUGUUUUCUAAUUUUUAUUAUCACCUUAUACCAAUAGUUUACUAAUAUAAUGAUAUUGCAAUAAAAAUUAACGUUCUUUAAGAAAAUAUUUAUUUUUCAUAGUACAAAAUUUAAUAAAUAAUAAAUAUCCUUAAGUUCAUUUACUUAAUGUACUUGAAAUCAGUCUAUUUUUGAGUAAUGUGUUGAAUAAUAUGCUUUUUAAGAGCUGGCAUAGUCUUUGAAGUAUAAGAACAUCUAUGACAUUUUAACUCUCUCAGCAAGCACUCUUCUUUUUGUUUAGCAUUAAUUUUUAUUUCACCAGUUUCUUCAAGUUGUUUGCGAACAUCUUGAAAAGAAUUAAAAUAUUUUACUAUCACUAAUAAUGUUCAUGCUGAAGUCAUUAAAACAUAUAGAAAACUUGAAUUUUGAAUAAAAAAUAUUAAAUUUUGUCCAAGAAAAUUUAAAAAAUACUGAAAAUUUAACAAUUUGUUUGUCAUACCUUUAGAAGGCAAAAAGUAUGGCGUUGUAAAAGAAUUCCAAUGCUGCUUUGUUUUCAAACAGCGACUAUCAAAGUCAGUGCUUAUUACAUGUAGAUGUAAGCGAUGCAUACUUGGAAUGGCAUGAUAACCAACU
Messenger RNA from Nasonia vitripennis (jewel wasp), 12619 nucleotides. RefSeq names its product 3-phosphoinositide-dependent protein kinase 1 (gene Pdk1). The coding region runs from base 7548 to 9308 and encodes 586 amino acids. Gene Ontology annotation, biological process: intracellular signal transduction; peptidyl-serine phosphorylation. NCBI's taxonomy places the organism in Eukaryota, Metazoa, Arthropoda, Insecta, Hymenoptera, Pteromalidae. Gene Ontology annotation, molecular function: protein serine/threonine kinase activity; ATP binding. The record is from RefSeq and is a predicted model, not a curated record. The transcript has 4 exons.